Molecule: messenger RNA, 435 nt
Organism: Bactrocera neohumeralis
Lineage: Eukaryota; Metazoa; Arthropoda; Insecta; Diptera; Tephritidae
Product: cytochrome c oxidase subunit 7C, mitochondrial-like
Exons: 3
Coding region: 98-298 (66 amino acids)
Biological process (GO): mitochondrial electron transport, cytochrome c to oxygen
Source: RefSeq, a predicted model, not a curated record
UCGUUUCUGUAUUUGUGAAGUUCUUAACGUCAAGUUGGGAUCAGCAGUCAUAUCCAUUAUUUGAAGAAAUUCAAUUUUAUUCCAAAUUAAAAUUAAAAUGUUGGGUCGCACAGGUCUUUUGGCUCGUAAUAUCACCCAGAGUUUGGUCAGACACCACAGCCAUGGCGGUAUUCCCGGCGAGAACUUGCCUUUCGGUCUGAAUAAUCGCUACAAGUUGACCGCUUAUUUUAUACUUUUCUUUGGUUCUGGAUUGGCUGCUCCGUUCUUAGUCGUCAGACACCAGCUGCUAAAGAAGUAAAAUUUAAGUUCCAACUUUAUAAGCAAAUUUGAUGGAAAACUUUUAAAGGCUAUGACCAACUAUUUAAAAGUGUGUUAUGUAUGAUUAAGAUAAAAGUGAAACAAUUUUCACCAAUAAAACAAAUGUCAUACCCAAAA